Molecule: messenger RNA, 771 nt
Organism: Podospora pseudopauciseta
Lineage: Eukaryota; Fungi; Ascomycota; Sordariomycetes; Sordariales; Podosporaceae
Exons: 1
Coding region: 1-771 (256 amino acids)
Cellular component (GO): endosome
Molecular function (GO): phosphatidylinositol-3-phosphate binding
Source: RefSeq, a predicted model, not a curated record
AUGGCAUCCGAGAACGAGCACCGCGCCCAGGCGCAAUAUGAGCCGGCGCAAGCAGCAAUACUCGACAGCAAUAAAUCCGAAUCGCUAGCAAACAUGUCUGUGGCAACCAACGGCCAAGCACCUCCCCGACGUAACCCCCUAUUCGACGACGACGACGACGACGACGGCGACGAAGUAGCCUCCACAACCUCCUCCUCCAACCACGACACCGUCUCCCCGACUGUAACCUCCCCUCCAUACUGGCACUCAACAUCCCACCCCCCAAACCACCCUGCCUCGAACGGUCUCCGCCCUUUAUCCACCGCCUCCAUCGAAUCCGUCCUCCCACCCGGGGCGAUAACCCUCCAAGACAACGAAUCCGACCUCCCCUCCUCCCACUUCCCAUCCACAUCCCCAACCACGCCUCAAGACCGCAAUCGCUCCUGCUGGGCGAGAUCGGUGACAAUAACGGAUUACAUCACGAUCAACACUUCCUCGACCAACAUCGGGGCUUUCACAGUCUGGAAUAUUUCGGUAGAGACGCUAGAAGGGCCGAGGAUAAAUAUUAGGAAGCGAUACAGCGAGUUUGAUGAUUUGAGAAAAAAGUUGAUCAUGACGUUUCCUGGGUUUGAGGCUGCGGUGCCGGAGUUGCCGCCAAAGAGUUUGGUCAAGAGGUUUAAGACUGGGUUUUUGGAGAAGAGGAGGGGGGGGCUGCAGUAUUUUUUGAAUUGUAUACUGUUGAAUCCUGAGUUUAGUGGGGCGCCGGUGGUGAGGGAGUUUUUGUUUAGUUGA